Molecule: messenger RNA, 1762 nt
Organism: Coregonus sp. 'balchen'
Lineage: Eukaryota; Metazoa; Chordata; Actinopteri; Salmoniformes; Salmonidae
Source: the annotation of a GenBank genome assembly
AUGUGUGACGACGACGAGACUACCGCUCUUGUGUGCGACAACGGCUCUGGCCUUGUGAAGGCUGGCUUCGCCGGUGAUGACGCCCCCAGGGCUGUCUUCCCCUCCAUCGUUGGUCGCCCUCGUCACCAGGUAUGAUCGGCUCUCCGAAGACGCCUGCAACAGGCCCAUAUUACGCAAUUUGCCCCGUAAAUUCUUUAUUAUCCAUUAUCUAUCUAUGCGUUCCCACGUAAUGUUUUGACUGCAAUUAGGCUAUGCCACCAUAUAGGCCAAAGAGUCUCGUCUUUCUUCCAGGGUGUCAUGGUCGGUAUGGGUCAGAAGGACUCCUACGUAGGAGAUGAAGCUCAGAGCAAGAGAGGAAUCCUCACUCUUAAGUACCCCAUCGAGCACGGUAUCAUCACUAACUGGGACGAUAUGGAGAAGAUCUGGCACCACACCUUCUACAACGAGCUGCGUGUGGCCCCCGAGGAGCACCCCACCCUGCUCACUGAGGCCCCCCUGAACCCCAAGGCUAACCGUGAAAAGAUGACCCAGAUCAUGUUUGAGACCUUCAAUGUCCCCGCCAUGUAUGUUGCCAUCCAGGCUGUGCUGUCCCUGUACGCCUCCGGUCGUACCACUGGUAAGGAAUGUAGCGUGUGGCCUACAAUGUGUCUAUACAAUGAGUUCAGUCAACUGAAUAUUGACGUUUUCGUUUGUGUUAAAGGUAUCGUGCUGGACUCCGGUGAUGGUGUGACCCACAACGUGCCCAUCUAUGAAGGUUAUGCUCUUCCCCACGCCAUCAUGCGUCUGGAUCUGGCUGGUCGCGAUCUGACUGACUACCUCAUGAAGAUCCUCACUGAGCGUGGCUACUCUUUCGUCACAACUGGUGAGAUUUCGUUUGCAUUGUUUUACGCACCAGCAGAAUGACAUGCUUAAUCUGUAAAAAGCGCUAAAACGCUCAAGAUGUACGUAAUUGCAAUGAUUUGAUCCAUGUUCUGAGCAAAAAUACUUGUUCAUUACAGCCGAGCGUGAGAUCGUGCGUGACAUCAAGGAGAAGCUGUGCUAUGUGGCUCUGGACUUCGAGAACGAGAUGGCCACCGCCGCCUCCUCCUCCUCCCUGGAGAAGAGCUAUGAGCUUCCCGAUGGUCAGGUCAUCACCAUCGGUAACGAGCGUUUCCGUUGCCCAGAGACCCUCUUCCAGCCUUCCUUCAUUGGUAUGUAAUCAUCAUAUAACGAGUAAGGCUAAUUUAUAUGCCUAUUAUGUUGGUCAAAAUAGAGACGUGCUGUUUCUAAUACGGUAUAAUCUGAACAGGUAUGGAGUCUGCCGGUAUUCACGAGACCGCCUACAACAGCAUCAUGAAGUGCGACAUUGACAUCCGUAAGGACCUGUAUGCCAACAAUGUCCUGUCCGGUGGUACCACAAUGUACCCUGGUAUUGCUGACCGUAUGCAAAAGGAGAUCACCGCCCUGGCUCCCAGCACCAUGAAAAUCAAGGUAAUUAUAUGACAACCCAAUAACAAUAUUCUUAUUUAUACCUUCCAGUUUUUGUAAAAAAAAAAAAAAAAAAAAGAAACAUUUAGAUCUCAACAAUUAAAUAAAAUAUGUCAUGGUUUUUACUCAUAGUCAACUUCUUUCUCUAUAGAUCAUUGCCCCACCUGAGCGUAAAUACUCCGUCUGGAUCGGUGGCUCCAUCCUGGCUUCCCUGUCCACUUUCCAGGCCAUGUGGAUCAGCAAGCAGGAAUACGAUGAGGCAGGCCCCAGCAUUGUCCACCGCAAGUGCUUCUAA